Phyllotreta striolata is the source of this 756-nucleotide messenger RNA. The record is from the annotation of a GenBank genome assembly. Lineage: Eukaryota; Metazoa; Arthropoda; Insecta; Coleoptera; Chrysomelidae.
AAUUAAAUCAAUUUUAGUCGAGCAUUUCUUAAUAAAUGCCUAUGUAUUAACGACAUCAUUAAAUUCCUCUUCAAACGUACAAGAAGGGAUGAAAUUUUAUUUCAUGUCGUCCUUCGGAGCCGUUCUGCGUUAUUUCGAAUACUCCUUUUGGAAAGGAUUGGUCUGUGAGUUUAUUAAUUUACAGAUGGCGUUUAUCUGGAAUUUCGCGGAUGUUUUGAUAAUGCUGAUGGGUUGGGCUUUGAAAUUUAGAUUACAUCAGGUUACCAUAAGGGUGAAGUCACUAAAAGAUUCGGAUCUACCGAACAUAAUAAAGUGGAAAACGUUGAGGAAGGACUAUCUGCGCGUAGCAGCCCUUUGCGAAUCUACUAAUCAGAAGCUUUCCUCUCUGGUGCUGGUCAGUUUCUCGGUAAACCUUUACUUCGUGCUCAAGCAGAUAUUCAGGAGCUUGACGAAAAUAAAGGAUUCCAUCGAGCUGGCUUACAUUUACAUAUCGUUUGUUUUGUUGGUGAUGAGAAUAUCUUUAGUUAUUAUUUUCGGCAGUGGAGUAUACGACGAAUGGAGGGACAUUUGCUUCUUUCUUCAAUCGGUCAAAAGUUCAGCUUUUAGUCCAGAGGUAGAGAGAUUCGUUAAAAAUGCGUCUACAUAUGAAUUGGCAUUGACAGGAAAAAACUUUUUUAGUAUCAGAAGAAGUUUAAUUUUACAAGUAAGUUUUGUUCAAGGUGAUUUGAGUGUGUUUUGAUACGAAGACAGUUCAAU